Messenger RNA from Guillardia theta CCMP2712, 795 nucleotides. RefSeq lists its product as hypothetical. Lineage: Eukaryota; Cryptophyceae; Pyrenomonadales; Geminigeraceae. The transcript is spliced from 6 exons. Gene Ontology annotation, cellular component: P-body. The record is from RefSeq and is a predicted model, not a curated record. Gene Ontology annotation, molecular function: mRNA binding; enzyme activator activity. The coding region runs from base 15 to 371 and encodes 118 amino acids. Gene Ontology annotation, biological process: deadenylation-dependent decapping of nuclear-transcribed mRNA; deadenylation-independent decapping of nuclear-transcribed mRNA; positive regulation of catalytic activity.
GUCGGGAAGGGCGCAUGGCGAAAGGGAAGCGAACGGAGUCGCCGCUGGACGCGCAGCGGAGGGCGACGGAGGAGCAGAGGACGGCGAUGAACUUGACGGUGCUGCAGCGCAUGGACCCAGAGGUGAUGGAGGUGCUCGAGAUGUCCCGGCAUGUCGUCCUGUACGCCUUCGACUGCGCCGGGCAGAGCUGGAGCAAGCUAGAUGUAGAAGGGUCCAUGUUCGUUGUGAGGAAGAGGAGGGCGUUUUCAUGCAUCAUCCUCAACAGAAGUGGGCUAGAGAACUUUGUGCAGGACAUCGGGACGUACACGAUGGUGCAGAUAGAGGGGCCUUACCUGAUGUGCACGAACUCGACAAACAAUCAGGUGGUGUAGAGGGCCGAUGGUGUGAUGGAGGUGGCAGUAAGAGAUGUGCUGAUGUAUGGGUGCGAUGUAAAGUUUUGUCUAUUCUUGUGUGAGAUGUCAAAAUCCCUGCUCGCGUGUACGAGGUUCUGGGAUUUUGGUUCUACAAAGAAGAAGAAACAAUAAAGAUAGGAAAGCUCUUUAAUGACCUUGUGGAAAUAUGCAAGGGCGGAUUUCCCGUCGAGCAGAGCCAAGCAAAAGGAUACGGGGCAGAGAUCAUGAAGAUGAUCAAUGCUGGCAAGGAGAGGGAGCCGCUGCCUCCGACCAGGGGACCGCCGCUUGUAGAUACGCCAGUGCCAAGCUCUCCUGGAAGUGAGAUCUUGGCUAUGUUGAGGAACUCGUUUCCAGCUCCUGCCGCUCCUGCUGCUGCUGACGUCACAGAUUCCUCAAGCGCCGC